UCAAGAUUUGGUAGCUUUACCUCUCUCUCUCUCUAUAUAUAUAUAUAUAGAAGACGGUGCAAACAACUUUGGCUCUACUCCCGUUUUAAAACACCGUUUUCCUGAAUGGAGCUGGAGUAUCUGCGGCGGCCAGUAAUUUUCCUCCGCCGGCUACUAACCGAUAACGAAACCGAGUCAAACGAUUCCUACGGCGGCGAUGACUCAGAGUUGGACACAAACAUGGUCAUAAUCCUAGCUUUUUUGCUCUGCGCGUUGCUCUUCACACUCGGGCUCAACGCAUUCGCGCGCAGUGGUUUACUCAACGUAUUUAGCAGCUCGCCGGCGGCGGCGCCGGGCCUCAAGAAGCGCGCCCUGCGCCACCUCCCGGUGGCCGUAUACGGGUCGGGUCCGGACGUUUCGGGCAACGAAUGCCCCAUUUGUUUAGGAGAUUUCGUAGAGGGCGAGAGGAUCCGUGUCCUUCCCAAAUGUGGCCACGGUUUUCAUGUUGGAUGCAUUGACACAUGGCUCGUUGCACAUGCCUCCUGCCCCAACUGCCGGAUUUCUUUGCUUGAAGCGCCGCCGCCAUCUUCAACCGCCGCUGAAUCUGAUGAGCCUCAACUGCCCGUUGUUAUUUCAACUCAACCAUGAGCAUUCAUAUUUUAUCAAUAUUUUCCCAGUUUAUAACAAAGGAUUUUAUAUUUUGAAUUUUUUAACCCUUGCUCAAAUUUUAGCGGGUAAAUUGUUUCGGAUGUAAAAUGUGUAAAUUUGUCCUAGUUUUUUACUAUUCCUAUUCGGGUACAUAA
Messenger RNA from Salvia miltiorrhiza (redroot sage), 782 nucleotides. RefSeq names its product RING-H2 finger protein ATL74-like. The transcript has a single exon. The record is from RefSeq and is a predicted model, not a curated record. NCBI's taxonomy places the organism in Eukaryota, Viridiplantae, Streptophyta, Magnoliopsida, Lamiales, Lamiaceae. Bases 106 to 627 code for a protein of 173 amino acids.